UUAAACAUCCACUCUAUCACUUGCACUGGCAGUUAACUGAUAAAAUUAAUCUUUCACACACACUCGCCCCUCUCUGGGUGUUUACUGUUUAAAGUUUAGUUUCACUUCUAUGAAGCUUGUGGAACAGACAGUUUUCUCCAUCUGAACCUCCAGCUGAAGAUCAAAGUGUGUGUGAGCUGAUGUGGAUGUGAGUUCAGCAGCAUGAGUCAGUGUGAGGACAGAGAGGAGGGAGCCCCUCCCUCUAAAAGGACUCGGUGGGGGGAACAUGACAUAAGGACCAAAGCUCAGAGCCCAGAGCAGCAGAACACAGCAGAUUCUGUUGGACCUGGACCUGAACCUGGACCUGGACCCAGCUGUGUGUCCUUAAAGAGCAACCAGUCAAUGAGUCACAUCAUUCAUUUUAAAGGACGACAACCCUCUGCUACAAAGAGAGUGGACCAGGAGAGCUCAGAGGUUCCCAGUGGUCAGUCUGCCCAGCAGCAUCAAACACACCUGGACUCCAUAUUUAUGCUGCUGGAGGACAACAUUGUCACUUUUGUGAAGAACGAGCUGAAGAAGAUUAAAAAGGGUCUAAGUUCAGAUUACCCAGAAUGGUUAGAGAGUCAAAGGGAGGAUGAGGAGGUGUUGGAUGGUGAGGAUGAAGAGCAGAGGAGGAGCAGCAGAGAGGCUUUUCUGAAGAUCACUGUGCACUUCCUGAGGAGAAUGAAGCAGGAGGAGCUGGCUGACCGUCUGCAGAUCGGAAGUGAUCCUGAUUGUCAGCGAAAACUAAAAUCCAACCUGAAGAAGAAGUUCCAGUGUGUGUUUGAGGGGAUUGCUAAAGCAGGAAAGCCAACCCUUCUGAACGACAUCUACACACAGCUCUACAUCACAGAGGGAGGGACUGCAGAGGUCAAUGAUGAACAUGAGGUGAGACAGAUUGAAACAGCAUCCAGGAAACCAAACAGACCAGAAACAAGAAUCAGACAAGAAGACUUUUUUAAACCCUCACCUGGAAGAGCUGAACCAAUCAGAACAGUGAUGACAAAGGGAGUGGCUGGCAUUGGGAAAACAGUCUUAACACAGAAGUUCACUCUGGACUGGGCUGAAGACAAAGCCAACCAGGACAUACAGUUCCUGUUUCCAUUCACUUUCAGAGAGCUGAAUGUGCUGAAAGAGAAAAAUUACAGCUUGGUGGAACUUGUUCAUCACUUCUUUACUGAAACCAAAGAAGCAGGAAUCUGCAGGUUUGAAGAGUUCCAGGUUGUGUUCAUCUUUGACGGUCUGGAUGAGUGUCGACUUCCUCUGGACUUCCACAACACAAAGAUCCUGACUGAUGUUACAAAGUCCACCACAGUGGAUGUGCUGCUGACAAACCUCAUCAGGGGGAACCUGCUUCCCUCUGCUCGCCUCUGGAUAACCACACGACCAGCAGCAGCCAAUCAGAUCCCUCCUGAAUGUGUUGAUAUGGUGACAGAGGUCAGAGGGUUCACUGACCCACAGAAGGAGGAGUACUUCAGGAAGAGGUUCAGAGAUCAGGAGCCGGCCAGCAGAAUCACCUCCCACAUCAAGACAUCACGAAGCCUCCACAUCAUGUGCCACAUCCCAGUCUUCUGCUGGAUCACUGCUACAGUUCUGGAGGAUGUGUUGAAGACCAGAGAGGGAGGAGAGCUGCCCAAGACCCUGACUGAGAUGUACAUCCACUUCCUGGUGGUUCAGUCCAAAGUGAAGAACAUCAAGUAUGACAGAGGAGGUGAGACAGAUCCACACUGGAGUCCAGAGACAAGGAAGAUGAUUGAGUCUCUGGGAAAACUGGCUUUUGAGCAGCUGCAGAAAGGCAACCUGAUCUUCUAUGAAUCAGACCUGACAGAGUGUGGCAUCGAUAUCAGAGCAGCCUCAGUGUACUCAGGAGUGUUCACACAGAUCUUUAUAGAGGAGAGAGGACUGUACCAGGACAAGGUCUUCUGCUUCGUCCAUCUGAGUGUUCAGGAGUUUCUGGCUGCUCUUCAUGUCCAUCUGACAUUCAUCAGCUCUGGAGUCAAUCUGCUGGCAGAAGAACAAUCAACCUCCCAGAAGUCUGAAACAAGAAAAGAUGAAUCUGCAGAGACACAGUUCUACCAGAGUGCUGUGGACAAGGCCUUACAGAGCCCAAAUGGUCACCUGGACUUGUUCCUCCGCUUCCUCCUGGGACUUUCACUGCAGACCAAUCAAGAUCUCCUACAAGGCCUGCUGCCACAGACAGGAAGUUGCUCAAAAACUAAUCAGGAUAUAGUCCAGUACAUCAAGAAGAAAAUUGAGGACAGCCCGUGUCCAGAAAGAAGCAUCAAUCUGUUUCACUGUCUGAAUGAACUAAAUGAUCCUUAUCUUCUUGAGGAGAUCCAACAGUUUGUGAGAUCAGGGAGACUUUCUACAGAUAAACUGUCUCCUGCUCAGUGGUCAGCUCUGGUCUUCAUCUUACUGUCAUCAGAAAAAGAUCUGGACGUGUUUGACCUGAAGAAAUACUCUGCUUCAGAGGAGGCUGUUCUGAGGUUGCUGCCAGUGGUCAAAGCCUCCAACAAAGCUCUACUGAGUGGCUGUAACCUCUCAGAGAGAAGCUGUGAAGCUCUGUCAUCAGUUCUCAGCUCCCAGUCCUCUAGUCUGAGAGAGCUGGUCCUGAGUAACAACAACCUGCAGGAUUCAGGAGUGAAGCUUCUGUCUGCUGGACUGGAGAGUCCACAUUGUACACUGGAAACUCUCAGGCUGUCAGGCUGUAUGAUCACAGAGGAAGGCUGUGCUUCUCUGGCCUCAGCUCUGAGCUCCAACCACUCCCAUCUGAGAGAGCUGGACCUGAGCUACAAUCAUCCAGGAGACUCAGGAGUGAACCUGCUCUCUCCACAGUGGAGACUGGACACUCUCAGGGUGGAGCCUGCUGGAGUCCGAUGGUUGAGACCAGGUCUGAGGAAGUAUUCCUGUGAACUCACAGUCGACACAAACACAGUGAACAGAGAGAUCAAACUGUCUGACAACAACAGGAAGAUGAUUCAUGUGAAGGAGGAUCAGUCAUAUCCUGAUCAUCCAGACAGAUUUGAGAAAUGUCCUCAGCUGCUGUGUACAAAUGUUCUGACUGGUUGCUGUUACUGGGAGGUCGAGUGGAGUGGAAGGGUUUAUAUAGCAGUGAGUUACAGAGGAAUCAGGAGGAGUGGAAGUAGAGCUGAGUGCAGGUUUGGAGAGAACUAUCAGUCCUGGAGACUGAGUUGCUCUGAUGAUGGUUACAUUGUCUUUCACAAUAACAGAGGAACAUCCAUCUCCUCCAUCUCCUCCUCCUCUGGUAGAGUAGCAGUGUAUGUGGACUGUCCUGCUGGCACUCUGUCCUUUUACAGAGUCUCCUCUGAUACACUGAUCCAUCUCCACACCUUCAACACCAUAUUCACUGAACCUCUUUAUCCUGGGUUUGCAGUCUGGCCUUCUGCCUCACUGUCUCUGUGUUCACUGUAGGAAGGAGAGUCUCCUCCUGUUAGCGACACAUUCAGUAGAGUCUGUACAGGAUCACAGUUACUGAAAUCGUUUGCUGUAUCUGACUCUUGGCCCGGUCAUCAUUAUAAAUAAAUAAUGUUAUAUUUUUAAUUAACGUUGGAAUUCAUUUUAGUUUCCGUAUUUAUGUUUCAAAAUGGACUGAACAUUUCCCUCAUUUGAUUCCAGUAUGACAAAUAGUCAUAGUAAAAAGUAGAUUAAACAAAAUGCAGUUCAGGAUCUAAAGAAUAUACAGUGAAUGUGAAUAUACUGAGAUGUUUAUACAGUGUGUACAAUGUAAUAUGAGAUAUAUAAAUGCAUAGUUUAUCUGUUCACCACCAGAGGGCGCCAAAGUUCUCCAGGAGUUGUAAGACUUGGACGUGAAUUAAAAGUAAAAGUAGUAAAAGUAGAAAAUGCCUCCUGUGGCUGUUAUUAUGACUAUUUAUAUAAAAUCUGAAUUUCACCGUUGCAGUUUAUUGAGCUAAUUUUGAACUAUUUUGUAUUUAAAACUCAUAUAUGUAUAAUUCUAUUUUCCCUAUAUUUUCUGUAUCUGUUCUAUUUUGAAUUCAAUUGUUUUCAAUAAACAGUUUUUGAGUCACUGUGA
Molecule: messenger RNA, 4069 nt
Organism: Dicentrarchus labrax (European seabass)
Lineage: Eukaryota; Metazoa; Chordata; Actinopteri; Moronidae
Product: NACHT, LRR and PYD domains-containing protein 3-like
Exons: 10
Coding region: 202-3450 (1082 amino acids)
Molecular function (GO): protein binding
Source: RefSeq, a predicted model, not a curated record